AUGGUCACAUCAUUGUCUAAACUUGCUUCUUCUAAUCAUCCCUCCUUUACCAAAAUACGCCCACCUCACUCUGUCAGCGAUAACUCAGGACGUCGCGGGCGAAGUAUCUUUCUGCCACGACGGCAUGUACGUGUACGCCAUCGGACACCCACAAGUCAACGCCACGGCCGACAGCCAUUUUCAUCGCCGGUUCAUACACCAUCAGCUACAAGCUCCUCGAAUGGCUCACCCGAGAACGCCGUUGAGCCACAUGGAGCCACUGAGAGAACUCCAACAGGCGAUCCAGUAACCCAGAACCAAACUUGGCUGGAUUAUGAUACACAGUCUAGACCUGGCCAUACAUCAGAGGUCAGUUCUAUGAUCACGAAAAACGGACACAGGCCUGUCAGUCCACUGCACAUGUCUGAGAUGGAUGUUGUAACAACCCAAAGAAGAGUGUCGCCCUCAUCCCCCAGAGACCAUCCUGGAACCACAGAGGCGCACAAAUACGCUACACCAUCGCAAAUCUCUGGUACAGACGCUUUUAGGGACAUUUCUACGACAAGAAACAACCUCAGUCUGAACAAUGAACUUGUGGAAGCCAUUUCGAGGAAUGUCGCACAACAACUCCACUUGCUGACAAUCAAGGAUGAAUCCCCACGGACAAAGCACAAUCAAAGGAAAGCAGUACCACCAACAUCAGACAGCCUCGAGAAUGACUCAAGGACUACAAGUCAAAGAGAAGCACUUGAUCAUUUCACCCAAGAGCUUCAGCAGUAUGCUGAGCAGUCAGGUGCCAAAGGAAAGCUUGCAGUCUUGACACCAACACCACCUCGGUCUGGUGCAAGCCUCCGGACCAUAGCUGCACUUCUCCCCUUCCGUUCCGAAUUCAAGGCUGCUGGGCUAGCUAUUACUUCAAAGGAUCAAGCAAACCAUCCUUUCUACCCCGGUUCUCUUAAACAUAGAGCUACGACAACCCCGAACUUAAAAUCACUCUCCAAGCAACCGCAUAUUGUUCAGGUGGAUGGUGCUACCCGAUGUCCAAGCUCGAGUACAGAGAUUCCUUUUCCAGCUGCUGAGGAUAUGGAUGAAUGGAGAUAUGCAAUGGUCGAUAAUGAUGAGCGCCCACGAAAGAGAACUACAUCUGCAGACCAAGCACCUAGGACUCGCUGUACUUCAUGCCGAUCUGGUGAUUUGUGCCAUUGUAGUGGCUAG
Fusarium pseudograminearum CS3096 is the source of this 1194-nucleotide messenger RNA. RefSeq lists its product as uncharacterized. The transcript has a single exon. Bases 1 to 1194 code for a protein of 397 amino acids. The record is from RefSeq and is a predicted model, not a curated record. Lineage: Eukaryota; Fungi; Ascomycota; Sordariomycetes; Hypocreales; Nectriaceae.